This is a messenger RNA of Manis javanica (Malayan pangolin), 687 nucleotides long. Lineage: Eukaryota; Metazoa; Chordata; Mammalia; Pholidota; Manidae. The record is from RefSeq and is a predicted model, not a curated record.
AUGGACAAGACAGGGUUGUCGCAGAAAGGGUCAUUCACGCUCCUACUGCUGGCGUCAAGUCUGCUUCUGUGCAAGAGCACAGCACCCCUGCCCAUCUGCCCCAGUGGGGCUGUCAACUGCCAGGUGUCCCUCCGAGACCUGUUUGACCGCGCCGUCAUCCUGUCUCACUACAUCCAUAAACUCUCCUCAGAAAUGUUCAGCGAAUUUGACAAACGAUAUGCCCAGGGCCGGGGGUUCAUUACCAAGGCCAUCAACAGCUGCCACACUUCAUCCCUCUCUACCCCUGAGGACAAGGAGCAAGCCCAACAGAUCCGGCACGAAGACCUCCUGAACCUGGUCCUCGGGGUGCUGCGCUCCUGGAACGGCCCUCUCUACCACCUGGUCGCGGAAGUGCGCGGCAUGCGGGAGGCCCCCGAUGCCAUCCUGUCGAGAGCGAUAGAGAUCGAAGAACAGAACAAACGCCUCCUGGAGGGCAUGGAGAAGAUAGUCGGCCAGGUUCACCCUGGAGUGAAAGAAAACGAGGUCUCCUCCGUGUGGGCGGGACUGCCGUCCCUGCGGAUGGCCGAUGAGGACGCUCGCCUCUUCGCUUUUUAUAACCUGCUCCACUGCCUGCGCAGGGAUUCGCAUAAGAUCGACAACUACCUCAAGAUCCUGAAGUGCCGCAUAGUCCACAACAGCAACUGCUAA